Messenger RNA from Erpetoichthys calabaricus (reedfish), 7555 nucleotides. It is a transcript of the gene plce1, whose product is annotated as phospholipase C, epsilon 1. Gene Ontology annotation, molecular function: guanyl-nucleotide exchange factor activity; phosphatidylinositol-4,5-bisphosphate phospholipase C activity. Gene Ontology annotation, biological process: small GTPase-mediated signal transduction; phosphatidylinositol-mediated signaling; lipid metabolic process. NCBI's taxonomy places the organism in Eukaryota, Metazoa, Chordata, Cladistia, Polypteriformes, Polypteridae. The record is from RefSeq and is a predicted model, not a curated record.
CAGGGCUCUGCCUCCUCAGCUACAGAGGCAGUUGAGCAGAGCGCUGCGCGACACGCGGGGCGCACGGCACAAACUCUGGCUAGCGGCUGCACUUACGGGCUCAUCUCACACCAGCCCGCUCCCUUGCUCCCUUCUCUCUUGAAGAAAAACCUGCUUGUCAUCAUCCUGUUUGGAAAUAGUCAACAUCAUUAGAGGAGGAGCAAACGGUGCUUCAGUGACGUUUUGUUCUCAAGGCAGAACAGAGUGCUUGUCUUGUUCUGUCAGAAAAUAAAAACACUGAUAUACCCGAAAUUCAGCUUGCAUUUCAUAUUUGGCUUCCCUGCCAGAAUUUUAUGUUUUGUUUUUUAACCAAUUAGAAACACAUACUGUCACAUUUUGUACUUUUGAAAAAAAAAACUAACAAAAUUAGUUUCUGCUAAGCAUGGUUAUUAUGGAUUUCACAAUGUAACAUUAAGACAGUGAAUUAGUAUACAGUCUAAAGAAAUGGAUACUUCAGUAUGUAGUGCACUAGAUAAAAAAGUGGCACCUGCUUUCUCAGCAAGGAGUAAAAAUAGAAAGCAUGCUUUAAACAGCAGUAGUAAAAGUACCCAAGUCAUCAAAGAAGUAUCAGAUGAAGCUUUGACAGAAACAUGUUUCUCAGAGCCUGAUUUGCAGUGCCGUGGUUCCUUGCCCUCUUUUCUCUCACAUUCUCCCAAAUUACUGAUAUCUUGCAGUUGUCAUACAAAGGACGUCUGGGAGAGAAAAACUGGAGCAUCAAGUUCCAUCUUAGGAUUUCACAGUAUUUAUGGCUCUCACUCUACUCAAGGUCACUAUCCAGAUAGUUUCCGUUGUAACCAGCUGUGCCAGACAUGUGAUCCACUGGUAUCAGAGAGUGUCUUCUUGGAUACCAACAUUCCCACAAAACACGACAGCACAAAUCUGGAAGAUGAGCUACAGUCGCAAAUGGAAAGCUGUUCUUCACUUUUUCAAGGCACAGUUGAUGAUGGUUGUGCCAAUGAAACUGGUGUUACUUCACGCUCAAAUGAUAAUACAGAAAAGAAAAAGAUGGUGCCCUGUCAGUAUUGCAAAAACAGAGGCAGGGAACAGCAGUGCCAUUUACUUAAGUCAUGUAGACUCCUUGCUUCUGAAACUGAUAUGAACUGUUCUGGCAGUUGCAGCACAAUGGAUGUUACAGGAAGUCACCAAAGUCAGGAUUUGAUAUGUCAUAGAACUUCUUGGAUUAAAACUGGGAAUUUAAUUUUGGAAAGGACAAGUAAAAAAAAUAAAAUUAAAUAUUCACCUAAUGGUUUUGGUGUCAAGUUUUGUCAAGAUAGAACAGAUUAUAGGAUACCAGACAAUACUCCAUUCCAUGUUACUGAGCAGUGGACUGAGAAUGGCAUUGUUCAGAGCAAAAAAGACCGCUCAACUAUGUUGAUAAGGAGGUUUUACAAAAAUAACAGGGAAGUGAAAAAGUCUGUUUACACUGGCACCAGAGCAAUAAUAGCAGCUCUUCCUUCUGGCCAUAUUGGAGAAGAUGCCCUCAGUACUUUUUACAGAAAACCACAAAAUGAAUAUGAAAAACAUUCUGUAUCACCGAUGGAAUGCUUUGGUCUUCUCCAAUGUACUAAUCUUCAGUCAUGCAGUGUGUUUAAUUUUAUUGUCAAAUUAGUACACUCCAAGAUCCACAAUGCUUUGAGACAUAAAGAGGGAGAAAGGACCCUUAACAACCUGCUGCAUCCUUCCAGAAAAUUCUUUGUCUCAGGGGCAGCUUAUAGAAGAGGUGACAACAUCUGCCAUAUAAAGUCACGUAUCCAUGAUGCUUCAUAUAACUACCGUGUGACACUCCACAGAACAUCUCUGUCUUGUUUUAUGCAUGGUGCACUGCUAGAGGCAACCACAUCUCUUGGAGCAAGAAGUGGACUACUAAACAUAAUUGGAGGUUCAACUGGCAGACUAGUGCUCAAAGAUCGUCAGUUGUACUCAACCAUGGCAGGUUCAAAUGCUGUACCAUCAAAUGUAGCAGGAAUCAGUAAAGAACUUGUGGAUUUAAGGCAUCUGAUCCAGUUUCCUGAAGAGAUUGCCAGCAUUCUGACAGAACAAGAGCAAGAACUGUACCGCAGAGUUCUUCCUAUUGAUUACCUUUGCUUCUUAACUAAGGAUCUGAGCAGUCUAGAUUGUCAGCACAGGCAGUCUCUUCUUAAAAUGUCCGUGGCUGCACCUGCCUUCUCUGAAAAUAGCAUCAGCAGCAAUACCAUUGAAGAUCUUGUUGCACGCUUUAAUGAGGUAAGCACUUGGGUAACAUGGCUGAUUCUCACUGCUGGCUCCAUGGAAGAGAAGCGAGAAGUCUUUUCUUAUCUUGUUCAUGUAGCAAAGUGCUGUUGGAAUAUGGGAAACUACAAUGCUGUGAUGGAGUUCCUUGCAGGUCUGAGGUCUCGAAAAGUGCUUAAAAUGUGGCAGUUUAUGGAUCAGUCAGACAUUGAAACUAUGAGAAGUCUAAAGGAUGCAAUGGCACAACAUGAAUCUUCUGCAGAAUAUAGGAAGCUAGUGAACAGGGCCCUUAACAUCCCAGGCUGUAAAGUUGUGCCUUUCUGUGGUGUUUUCCUCAAGGAGCUUUGUGAUGCUCUUGAUGGAGGGGCAAGCCUCAUGAAAUUGCACCCUGGAUUCAUCUCUGAAGAUGAAACAAUUGAGUUCGUCGCAGAUUACAAUGGCAGGAUAACUUCCUACUGCGAGUCGGCAAGGAGGGGUCUAAACAAUACUGAAAAAGAAAGUACAGUUAGCAAUAUACUGCAGACGAUUCGCAGCUGCAACCGGAGUCUGGAGUCUGAAGACGGAGAGGAGACAAUUAGUGACAGUACUGGAUCACGCAAAAACUCCUUUAAAGACAAGAACAAAUUCCAAUUUGUAGUUGGAGACCUCUCAGAUUCAGAAGGAGAUUUAUUUGAGCAGACCAAGGAUAUGGAUUUUCAAGGAACAGAAGAACAACAGAAGGCUUUCCACCAUGAUACUGAACUUAUCCCUUGGUAUGUUUUAUCUAUUAAGCCUGAUGUCCACCAGUUUUUACUCCAAGGGUCUACAGUCAUUCAUUUUGACCAAGAAACUCAUCUCUCUGCUCGCUGCUUGUUAAAGUUACAGCCUGAUAACUGUUUUUUAACCUGGUCUAAGUCAGCAAAUUGUUGUCCAUCAAAUAUUAAAAUGAAGAUGUUUUACCGAGGUAACAGUGGUGAACUUAGCUUUUGUAAGUUGCAGUUUUGUGGACAAGUAGGACUAAAUGGACUCUCUGAUGGGUUCUUGGACUUAUAUGCAGUAAAAGCCGUAUAUAUGGGCCAUCCAGGAAUUGAUAUGCAUGCUGUUUGCAUUCAAAACAAACUAUGUAAUAUGUCAUUGGAAGAGAAUGGGAUCACAUUACUGUAUGGUGUGCAUACUACUGAUAAUAAGCUGCUGCACAUUGUGGCUCCAGCUUAUACUGCCAAAAUGCUUUAUGAUGGACUGCAACAAUUGGUUUCUGCUGUGAGAAAAGUGAAGAAAUUUCCUGAUCAGAGGCUUCAGUGGCUGAGAAGACAGUACAUCAGUUUAUAUCAGGAGGAUGGUAAAUAUGAGGGGCAAACACUAGCUCAAGCCAUUGAAUUAUUUGGAGGUAGGCGAUGGAAUUCAGGCAAUUCAAAUACAGGAACAAUGACCAAAGUUGUUGAGAAGCCUGCAGUACAGAGGAACAGUACACUUGGAAUCAACUCAACUAAAAGAAAAAGAAAGUCUUUUAUGAGGGGAGAUAGUGGAGAUGCUACAGAUGAUGAGAUGGUGCCUCGAAAACCAAAAACAUAUAAAGAAACCCGUAUUAGGAGUGGCUCUGACCCUCCAGAGUUUGUAGAGCAAGAAGAAUCUGGUAUUGAUUGGUUUUUACUGGAGUCAGCACCCUACCCAUCAAGAAAAUCUCAAUCUCUGGCUGUCUCUAGCUCCUCUAGUUUAGCUUUGACGUGUCCAGUCAGACCUGCUUCCUCUCCAGUACUAUCACAGUCUAAUAAAGGCCAAUCAUACACAUGGAGCAGUCGAAGCUGGCAUGGCCGCAGUAAAGGCUUAAAGGUUUUUCAAAACUUAAUGAUCUCAGAUAGUAACAUGAGUUUCACAGAAUUUGUGGAGCUCUUCAAAUCUUUUAGUAUUCGAAGCCGGAAAGAUCUUAAGGAUCUAUUUGAUAUUUAUGCUUUGCCAUAUAAUCGCCUGGGAUUUGAAGCCACUCCUCUCUAUACCAAAUUUGUCAAUAGAUGAUAAUAUCUGUGGCCUGCACCAGACUUAGACCUUCUCACUCGUAAUGGGUCCGAUCUUGGACUGUUUAUAAGAAGCAGACAACAAAUGUCUGAUAGUCAAAGACAGAUCUCUGAUGCAAUAGCAGCUGCUAGUAUUGUAACUAAUGGAACUGGAGUUGAAAGCACAACAUUGGGAGUACUAGGAAUGGCCAUUCAACAGCUGAAUGAUUUCCUUGUGAACUGUCAAGGAGAACAUCAUACUUAUGAUGAAAUUCUUAGUAUAAUCCAGAAGUUUGAGCCGUCCUUGAGUAUGCGCCAACAAGGAUGGAUGUCAUUUGAAGGGUUUGCAAGAUUUCUGAUGGACAAGGACAAUUUUGCAUCAAAAAAUGAAGAAUCUCAGAUGAACUUGGAAGAUUUACAGUAUCCAUUGUCAUAUUAUUAUAUAGAAUCAUCACAUAAUACAUAUCUCACAAGUCAUCAGCUUAAGGGAGAAUCUUCUGUGGAGCUUUACAGUCAGGUGCUUAUACAAGGUUGUAGAAGUGUAGAGUUGGAUUGCUGGGAUGGAGAUGAUGGCAUGCCUGUCAUAUACCACGGACAUACACUUACUACAAAAAUUUCAUUUAAGGAUGUCGUGGAAGCUGUCAAUCGAAGUGCAUUUAUCAAUUCAGACCUGCCAGUUAUUUUGUCAAUUGAGAAUCACUGUUCCUUGCCUCAGCAGCGCAAGAUGGCCGAAAUAUUUAAGAAUGUUUUUGGUGAAAAACUGGUGACCAAGUUUUUAUUUGAGAGUGACUUCUCAGAUGAUCCGCUUUUGCCAUCACCAUUGCAACUGAAGGGUAAAAUUCUAUUGAAAAAUAAGAAAUUGAAAGCACACCAAGCUCCUGUUGAUAUACUGAAACAAAAGGCUCAUCAACUUGCUUUUAUGCAGGCUCAAGUUAGCAAUGGCAGCCCAGCAACUAAUUCACUGACUAACAAUGAAGAAGAUGAGGAUGAAGAAGAUGAAUAUGAUUACGAUUAUGAAUCAUUGUCUGAUGACAACAUUCUUGAUGAUCGAUCAGAGGGAAGAUCAUCAAAUGAUCGUUUUCAAUUUGAAUACAAUGAAGAGACUCCCAAAAAAAUCAAGAAAGCAGACAAUAACAACAAGGGAAAGAUUUUUGACAUGGAACUUGGUGAAGAAUUUUAUCUUCAAAACAAGAAGGAAAAUCGUCAAAUAGCUCAAGAACUCUCUGAUCUAAUUAUAUAUUGCCAGGCGGUAAAAUUUCCAGGCCUUUCAACUCUGACUCCACCAGGAUCUGGCAGAGGAAAAGAGAGAAAGAGCAGGAAGUAUAUUUUUGGUGCCAAUCCUGGCAAAAUGAGCCCAGGGGAGUCCAUUACACUUGUUAAAGGAUCUGGAAAAGGCUCUUUAGACAACAUGCGACUCAGCUGGGAGGAAUCCUCUGCUUCAUUGUCUCCUCCUCCUGUUCCUCUUCCCUCUUCUACACUUAGUCCAAAUACUUCACUGAGUGCAAUUAUUCGAACACCUAAAUGCUAUCAUAUCUCUUCUGUCAAUGAGAAUGCAGCAAAACGUCUCUGUAGGAGAUAUUCACAGAAGCUAAUUCAGCACACUACUUGCCAGCUACUGAGAACAUACCCAGCUGCAACAAGAAUUGACUCUUCAAAUCCACAUCCUCUUAUUUUCUGGCUGCAUGGGAUUCAGCUGGUGGCACUGAAUUAUCAAACAGAUGACCUUCCCAUGCAGCUGAAUGCAGCAAUGUUUGAGGAAAAUGGUGGUUGUGGAUAUGUUUUAAAGCCACCAGUUCUCAGAGACAAAAGCUGCCCAAUGUACCAGCAGUUCUCACCUUUAGAAAGAGAUGUUGAGAGUAUGGGUCCUGCUGUUUUCUCUUUAAUUAUUAUUUCUGGGCAGAAUGUCUGUCCUGGUAACACAUCAGGGAGCCCCUGUGUAGAAGUAGAUGUACUUGGAACUCCAGCUGACAGUUGCCACAUGAGAACCAAACCUAUUCAUCGCAACACCUUAAAUCCUAUGUGGAAUGAACAAUUCCUUUUCCAUGUCUACUUUGAGGAUCUGGCUUUUAUUCGCUUUGCAGUAGUUGAAAAUAACAGCUCUGCUGUCACUGCUCAACGCAUAAUUCCAUUGAAGGCACUAAAAAGAGGGUACAGGCAUUUACAGCUGAGAAAUCUUCACAAUGAGCCGCUGGAAGUAUCAACGCUGUUUAUUUACAGUAGGAGGACAGAAGAGAAUCCUAAUGGGACAACUGUACCUACUUCAUCCUUGUUUAGAUCUGAAGAAAAACAAGCUACUUCCAUCAAAGUAACAGUUCAUGGGGUGCCAGGCCCUGAGCCUUUUAUUGUCAUCACUGUGAAAGAAAAGGCAACAGCCAGAGAACUCAUUGAACAAGUACUUCUAAAGAAAAGCUCAAUAUCUGAUGCUAAUGAUUACUAUCUGCUGGAAGAGAAAGUAUUUCUCCAAAAGGAUAAGAGUGAAUGCAAAAAGCAACCAUUUCAGCGUGUCCUUGGGCCCGAGGAGGAAGUGGUAAAAGUAAUCGACAGUUGGUUUCCAGAAGAAGGCUACAUGGGAAGAAUCAGUCUGAAAACUAAGGAGGAUAAUCUCAAUCAGAUAAACUCUGUCACAGAAUUGCUGGAGGAUUAUAAUUCCAGUGCAGAAGAAGACAGCUUCUAUGUUCAGGUGCACGAUGUCUCACCAGAACAGCCACGCACAGUCAUCAAAGCUCCAAGGAUGAGCACCGCACAGGACAUCAUUCAGCAGACACUCAGUAAGGCUAAAUAUUCAUACAGCAUCCUAAACAACCCCAAUCCAAAUGAUUAUGUACUUGUGGAGGAGGUCAUGAAAGAGCCUGUCAGUAAGAGGGCAUCAGCAUCCAAGCCCUCCCAGCGCAUACUCUUUGAUAAUGAGAGUGUUUUCCGUGCUCAAAGCAAGUGGAAAGGAGCAGGCAAAUUCAUUCUCAAGCUCAAAGAGCAGGUUCAGACUGUGCGGGAUGACAAGAAGAAGUGCAUUUCUUUUGCUAGUGAACUGAAGAAAUUAACCAAAUCAGGAAAACAAAACCGAAGCUCUUUGGGUCCAGCAACACCGACAUCUGCUGACAACGGUCAGAGUAAGGAUGAGAAAACUGCAUGCAGUGUGCUGUUCAGUGAGGUUGCCGAAUAAAGUCACUGACAUUUUCUUUCCGUCGUUUUCAGGCCAGUGUCAAGACGGACUUGAAGGCCUAGCGGAAAUCAGCGGAAGAGCUGCAGGAAGGAUAAACUGGCAUGUCAGUGCAAACUCUUCUUCUACGUGGUCAUUCCCUCUACUCAGGAACUGGAAAUUACACAAGUGAUGCUGGGAG